CUUUCCCAGAUAAGCAGCUCCCGGAAACAAAGAGCGCGGGCUCUCCAGGCAUCAGCGCUUAAGCCCUGCACCAGGCUAGCGGCGUCUCAUUCCGAGGACCAGAGCUUUCCCGGCUCCACAUCUCCUCCCCAACGUCCCCCGCCUCCCGCGCUCGCUCGCUCGCUCCCUCCCGCUCGCUGCCUCCCCCACCUUCGCGGCGCUGGGAGGAAGGCGGCCGGGGCUCAAGAUGGCUUUAGCCGGGCUCUGCGCCCUGCUCGCCUGCUGCUGGGGGCCGGCGGCGGUGCUGGCCACGGCCGCGGGCGACGUGGAUCCUUCCAAGGAGCUGGAGUGCAAGCUGAAGAGCAUCACGGUGUCGGCGCUGCCUUUCCUGCGCGAGAACGACCUGAGUAUCAUGCACAGCCCCUCGGCCUCCGAGCCCAAGCUCCUCUUCUCGGUACGCAACGACUUCCCGGGAGAAAUGGUCGUGGUGGACGACCUGGAGAACACGGAGCUGCCCUACUUCGUGCUGGAGAUCUCAGGGAACACGGAGGACAUCCCUCUGGUGCGCUGGAGGCAGCAGUGGCUGGAGAAUGGCACUCUACUUUUUCACAUCCACCACCAAGACGGUGCCCCAAGCCUCCCUGGACAAGACCCAACCGAAGAACCCCAGCGUGAGUCGGCAGAAGAGGAGCUGAGAAUCCUCCACAUCUCAGUCAUGGGUGGCAUGAUAGCGCUGCUGCUGUCCAUCUUGUGCCUCGUGAUGAUCCUGUACACUCGCCGGCGCUGGUGCAAGCGCCGCCGGGUCCCCCAGCCCCAGAAGAGUGCCAGCGCUGAGGCUGCCAAUGAGAUUCACUACAUUCCUUCUGUGCUGAUCGGCGGGCACGGGCGGGAGAGUCUGCGCAAUGCCCGCGUGCAGGGCCACAACUCCAGCGGCACCCUGAGCAUCCGGGAGACACCAAUCCUGGAUGGCUACGAGUACGACAUCACUGACCUGCGCCACCACCUGCAGAGGGAGUGCAUGAACGGAGGGGAGGACUUCGCCAGCCAGGUUACCCGCACCCUCGACUCCCUGCAGGGCUGCAACGAGAAGGCAGGGAUGGACCUCACGCCAGGAAGCGACAAUGCCAAGCUGUCGCUGAUGAACAAGUAUAAAGAUAACAUCAUUGCUACCAGCCCCGUGGACUCCAACCACCAGCAGGCCACUCUGCUUUCUCACACCUCCAGUAGCCAGAGAAAGAGGAUCAACAACAAAGCAAGAGCUGGUUCCGCCUUCCUGAACCCUGAAGGGGAUUCUAGCACAGAGGCAGAAAAUGACCCCCAGCUGACCUUUUACACUGACCCCUCGCGGAGCCGAAGGCGCAGUAGAGUGGGCUCUCCCCGAAGUCCUGUGAAUAAGACCACCUUGACCUUGAUCAGCGUCACCAGCUGCGUGAUCGGCCUUGUGUGUUCCUCUCACGUCAGCUGCCCUCUCGUUGUCAAAAUCACCCUGCACGUCCCCGAGCACCUGAUCGCUGAUGGGAGCCGCUUCAUCUUGCUGGAGGGGAGCCAGCUGGAUGCCAGCGACUGGCUGAACCCUGCCCAAGUGGUUCUCUUCUCUCAGCAGAACUCCAGUGGGCCCUGGGCCAUGGACCUUUGUGCCCGGCGGCUCCUGGACCCCUGUGAACACCAGUGUGACCCCGAAACUGGGGAAUGCCUCUGCUACGAGGGUUACAUGAAGGAUCCAGUGCACAAGCAUCUUUGCAUUCGGAAUGAAUGGGGAACCAACCAAGGGCCUUGGCCUUAUACAAUAUUUCAGCGAGGCUUUGACCUGGUUUUGGGAGAACAACCUUCUGAUAAAAUAUUCAGAUUCACCUACACCCUCGGGGAGGGCAUGUGGUUGCCCCUCAGCAAGAGCUUUGUGAUUCCACCAGCUGAACUGGCCAUCAACCCCUCAGCAAAGUGUAAGACAGACAUGACAGUGAUGGAGGACGCUGUGGAGGUCAGAGAGGAGCUGAUGACCUCAUCCUCCUUUGACAGCCUGGAGGUCCUCUUAGAUUCCUUUGGACCAGUCCGUGAUUGCAGCAAGGAUAACGGGGGCUGCAGUAAGAACUUCCGUUGCAUCUCAGAUCGCAAGCUGGACUCCACUGGUUGCGUGUGCCCAUCCGGACUCAGCCCCAUGAAGGACAGCUCUGGUUGCUAUGACCGCCACAUCGGGGUGGACUGCUCUGAUGGCUUCAACGGUGGCUGUGAGCAGCUGUGUCUGCAGCAGAUGGCGCCCUUCCCGGAUGACCCCGCUGUGUACAACAUCCUCAUGUUCUGCGGGUGCAUCGAGGAUUACAAGCUUGGUGUGGAUGGACGCUCUUGCCAGCUCAUCGCAGAGACCUGUCCAGAGGGAGGUGACUGUGGGGAAAGCAGAGAGCUCCCCAUGAACCAGACCCUCUUUGGGGAGAUGUUCUUUGGUUACAACAACCAUUCCAAGGAAGUGGCUGCUGGACAGGUGCUGAAAGGAACAUUCAGGCAAAACAACUUUGCUCGAGGUUUAGACCAGCAACUGCCAGAUGGUCUUGUGGUGGCCACUGUCCCCCUGGAGAAUCAGUGCCUGGAGGAAAUCUCGGAACCAACCCCGGACCCAGACUUCUUGACUGGGAUGGUGAACUUCAGUGAGGUGUCCGGAUACCCCGUCCUGCAGCACUGGAAGGUCCGCUCUGUGUUGUACCACAUCAAACUCAAACAAGUGACCGUCUCUCAGGCCCUCAGCAAUGCUCUCCACUCCCUAGACGGGGCGACAUCUCGUGGGGAUUUUGUAGCCUUGUUGGACCAGUUUGGCAACCAUUACAUCCAGGAAGCUAUCUACGGCUUUGAGGAAUCCUGCUCUAUCUGGUACCCAAACAAGCAGGUCCAGCGGCGACUCUGGCUGGAAUACGAAGACAUCAGCAAAGGCAACUCCCCAUCCGACGAGUCAGAGGAGCGGGAAAGAGACCCCAAGGUGCUGACGUUCCCAGAAUACAUUGCCAGCUUGUCCGAGUCUGGCACCAAGCGCAUGGCGGCUGGAGUCCGCAUGGAGUGCCAGAGCAAGGGACGGUGCCCCUCGUCCUGCCCCCUGUGUCAUGUGACAUCCAGCCCCGACACCCCUGCCGAGCCAGUUCUGCUGGAGGUGACCAGAGCAGCCCCCAUCUAUGAACUGGUCACCAACAACCAGACGCAGAGGCUCUUGCUGGAGGCCACCAUGAGCUCCCUCUGGUGCUCCGGGACCGGAGAUGUCAUCGAGGACUGGUGUCGAUGUGACCCCACUGCUUUCGGAACUGAUGGACUCCCUGCCUGUGCGCCUCUCCCACAGCCUGUGCUCAGACUCUCCACGGUUCAUGAGCCCAGCAGCACCCUCGUGGUCCUGGAAUGGGAACACUCAGAGCCUCCAAUCGGGGUGCAGAUUGUAGAUUACCUCAUCCGUCAAGAAAAGGUCACUGACAGGAUGGACCACUCCAAGGUGGAGACAGAAACGGUGCUGAGCUUUGUUGACGACAUCAUCUCCGGAGCGAAGUCUCCUUGUGCGAUGCCCUCUCAGGUCCCGGACAAGCAGCUCACCACCAUCUCUCUGAUCAUACAAUGCCUGGAACCUGACACCAUCUACAUGUUCACCCUGUGGGGAGUGGACAACACAGGACGACGCUCCAGGCCAAGUGACGUGAUCGUGAAGACCCCUUGCCCAGUGGUGGAUGAUGUCAAAGCCCAAGAAAUAGCAGACAAGAUCUACAAUCUCUUCAAUGGCUAUACCAGUGGGAAGGAGCAGCAGACCGCCUACAACACGCUCCUGGAUCUGGGUUCCCCCACUCUCCAUCGAGUCCUCUACCACUAUAACCAGCAUUACGAGAGUUUUGGAGAAUUCACCUGGCGGUGUGAGGAUGAAUUAGGCCCCAGGAAAGCUGGCCUCAUCCUUUCUCAGCUUGGGGAUCUCAGCAAUUGGUGCAAUGGACUCCUUCAGGAACCCAAGAUAAGCUUGCGACGCAGCUCCCUUAAGUACCUGGGCUGCCGCUACAGCGAGAUCAAGCCCUACGGACUUGACUGGUCAGAGCUUAGCCGGGACCUUAGGAAGACGUGUGAGGAGCAGACCCUGAGCAUCCCUUACAACGAUUAUGGGGACAGCAAAGACAUCUAG
Messenger RNA from Aethalodelphis obliquidens (Pacific white-sided dolphin), 4111 nucleotides. It is a transcript of the gene ASTN1, whose product is annotated as astrotactin 1. The record is from RefSeq and is a predicted model, not a curated record. Gene Ontology annotation, cellular component: membrane; endosome. The transcript has 23 exons. Gene Ontology annotation, biological process: neuron migration; neuron cell-cell adhesion. Gene Ontology annotation, molecular function: protein binding. NCBI's taxonomy places the organism in Eukaryota, Metazoa, Chordata, Mammalia, Artiodactyla, Delphinidae. Bases 227 to 4111 code for a protein of 1294 amino acids.